ACGAAGAUUACGAUCCCUCUACGACGUCGUUUCACGAUCGAUUUCCAGUCGAUGAAGAUUUUCGCGUCGCGGGUUCGAGUUUUUAUCACCGCAAUUUCAGUCUCCGGCGGCGGCGGAGCCGAGGAUGCGGUGAGUGGUUCUCGUGGCCGGACUUAACAAACGGUAAGAAGAGCGUUGUGAAGCUGUGGGAUAGUCUAGGGUUAGGGUUUGAUUUCGAAGAAGAAGACUCGUCGGAGAGUGUAGUGUCGAUUUGGGAUCUGAACAGAGAUGUAAAAAUCAACUCGUUUUCCGGGAUGAGAUGUCAGAUUCCGGCGGUGGCUAUGUCUUCUCCGGCGGAGGUGAUUUUGUCAGGAUCGAAUAACGAAGGCAAUGUUUUGUUGGGUUUGUAUGACACGAGGGUGGUGGGUCAGAUUCCGGCUAUUUACUCGGAGUGGCGGCCAGGGCGGGGCAGGGUUGUGGGUAUCGAUUCCGGUGGCGCGGAGAAGGUGUAUGUUGUGGAUGACGUGUCCAGGAAGUUGACGGUUGGCGAUUUGAGGAGAGUCAAUACGCCAUUGGAGGAUCUGACGGAAUCUGACGGUGAUACCUGGUUUGAUGCUGGCGCCGUUAUUGUCUCUGACGACGUUGCGCAGUAGUCAUCAAUAUAUUGGUUAAUUGCACCAAAACUCCCUUAAUUGUUAGUAAAUAUCAAGUUAACUCCUUUAUUUAUAAACUCGUAUAAAUAAAUCCUUUUUGAAGAAGGUGAUAUAUUUUUAUAAUUGAAAAUGUCAAAAUAUAUCAGUUCAUAAAUAAGUAGUGUUAAAGUAAUAUUCCCUAAUAGUUAAAAGGAGUUAGUAUAAUUAAUCUUUAUUUUUAUUUUUAUUGUAAAAAGGGCAAAACAGUCCAGAAAUAAGUUUUAUGUGUCAUUAGCGGAGGACACUGUUUGUAUUUUGUAAAUACUUGUUCAAUUCAUUGUAAUUUAUAUUUAUUAACUCCUAA
Camellia sinensis is the source of this 975-nucleotide messenger RNA. RefSeq lists its product as uncharacterized. The record is from RefSeq and is a predicted model, not a curated record. Lineage: Eukaryota; Viridiplantae; Streptophyta; Magnoliopsida; Ericales; Theaceae.